Lecanosticta acicola is the source of this 348-nucleotide messenger RNA. The record is from the annotation of a GenBank genome assembly. NCBI's taxonomy places the organism in Eukaryota, Fungi, Ascomycota, Dothideomycetes, Mycosphaerellales, Mycosphaerellaceae.
AUGGCGUUGUUGAACAGCCUUGUGCAGAAUUCGUUUGUCGCAUUUUUGCUUCUGGCACCAAGAGCACUCAGUGUGGGCUUGGACGACAUUUUUCAAGUUACCAAAGGCACCGCUGAAGGUAGCUGUGAUCGCUACCGAAAGGGCAUUGGCAAUGGGAUGCUGGAUACCAUCUUCGACGAGACCCAAAGAAUGAAUACCAAUGUCGUCAAGGCACUGGAACUGGAGCCUCGAGCUGGCAGCGACGAUGCCCGCAAGCUGCUACGCACGCUUUUCGGCGUUAGUUCAAGACCUGAUGGAUCCUCGCAGCAGCAAGCCCUAGAGGGCGCAAUGAUCACCCAGAUCAAAUAA